This is a messenger RNA of Paramuricea clavata, 717 nucleotides long. The record is from the annotation of a GenBank genome assembly. NCBI's taxonomy places the organism in Eukaryota, Metazoa, Cnidaria, Anthozoa, Malacalcyonacea, Plexauridae.
AUGCAUCAGCGUAGUUGCAGAGUAAUUGAUGGCAUGGAGGAGGAAUUACAACAACAAAUGACAGACGCUUUAAAUGACCAAGUAUGCGAGGACAGCGUUCAAUCAGUAGAGGACGUAAUUUCGUGUUUAAAUUCUCAAGAAAGCUACCCUGAUUUGAAAAAAGGAAUAAAACUGCCUAAAUCUCCUAUACUGUGGUCAAAUGCUAACGACUUUUUUCAAUUCACUCUUUCAAACCAGCCAAUUACAACGCAAGAAAUCAGUAAAUGCAUCAAUACCAUGACAACAGUAAUAUACAAUUACUUCAGUGAAAAUUAUGGGUUUGUUGAUAUCAACAAUAAUAAAGUAUUUGAGUCGAAAUAUAAAUCAGCUUCAGCUAAAGAUCUAAAAAAAGUCUUAAAGAAAUUAAAGUCGGACAAUGGCAAUCUAAUGGAAAUCAAAUUUGUUGCUAAAAAAUUGCGUAAUCGUCUACGUAGAGCUGACACUGACCAACAACAUGCUGAUAUCAACACGUCAGAUGUAAUUGAUCACAAUGAGUUAAUCAAUAAAAACUUUCGGGGUUAUGUUAAAAACAUUUUCACGAAAAAGUCAGAUUCACUACCAACAUUUGAUCUCGCACAAUGCACAGCAUAUUUUACAAGAACAUUUUCCGCAGUUAUUCCAAAUAAAAUUUUCAACAUUCCCAGCUGGAUUCCUAAAUUUAGUUCCCCGACAUCUUGA